GAAGUUGGAUAUUGGAAGAUCCGGAAGAAUUGUGUGGAAAAGCUACAUGCUGUCAAGACCAUUAGGCAGGCAUCAUCAGCCGUUAUUGUGCAUUGCUAUAACAUACUCACAGACAACUGUGGAGGCGUGUAGAUAUCAUCUGUAUGUUCAACAAAGGGGGGAAAUAGGCUAUCGACGGAUAAGAUGUGGAAGGCAGCAGUUGGUCAGACCGUCACAGAAGCUGUGCAGGACGGCGAGGAAGACUGGGAGACAGACCCUGACUUUGAGAACAAUGUGUCUGAGAAGGAGCAGCGGUGGGGGGCCAAGACGGUGGCAGGUUCGGGCCACCAGGAACACAUAAAUAUCCAUGAGCUCCGCCAGAACGUGUCAGCAGAGCACGGUGCGCUGAAGCAGAGAGAGCUGGAGAGCAUGCCGAUGGCCUCUCACGGGUACGGGGGCAAGUUUGGGGUGCAGGAGGACCGCAUGGACAAGUCUGCUGUGGGCCACGAGUAUCAGAGCAAGCUGUCCAAGCACUGUUCCCAAACUGACACCUCAAAGGGAUUUGGGGGAAAGUUUGGAGUGCAGGCUGACCGGGUCGACCAGUCGGCAGUUGGAUUUGAAUACGCUGGCAAGACACAGAAACACUCCUCACAGAAAGAUUACGCGACGGGUUUCGGGGGCAGGUACGGGGUGCAGGCGGAUCGCGUGGACCAGAGCGCCGUGGGCUUCGAAUAUCAGGGCAAAACGGAAAAACACGAGUCCCAGACAGAUUACAGUAAAGGCUUCGGGGGUAAAUAUGGCGUGGAAACGGACAAGGUGGAUAAGAGUGCAGUCGGCUUCGAGUAUCAGGGGAAAACGGAAAAGCACGAGUCGCAGAAAGACUACGCGAAGGGUUUCGGAGGGAAGUUUGGCGUACAGAUGGACAGGCAGGACAAGUCGGCCGUGGGCUGGGAUCACCAGGAGAAAACGCAGCUCCACGAGUCCCAGAAAGACUACUCCAAAGGGUUUGGUGGAAAGUACGGCAUUCAGAAGGACAGAAUGGACAAGAGUGCAGGCACCUUUGAACAGGUGGAGAAGCUAAGCUCAGCAUAUCAGAAAACUAAACCUAUAGAAGCUGCUGGCCUCAGUACUGGGAGCAUGAAGGCUCGCUUUGAGAACAUGGCGAAGAAGAAUGAGGAGGAGGACCGCAGGAGAGCGGAGGAGGAGCGGACACGCCGGCAGGCCAAGGACAAGCAGGAGCAGGAGGAGGCGCGGAGGAAGCUGGAGGAGGAGCAGGCUGAAGUCAAGUGUGCCUCCUCAAAACUCAGGGACACCCUGUCUUCUGAGACCCCAAAACAGGACACGCCCACCAGCCCUGAAUACAAGGAGAGCAGUGCUGAGCUGGAGCCAUUUAACCAGAACCCCGACAAGAUCUCCUCCAAGCACCAAGGAGAUGGUAAAAUACACUGCUAUUGCUGCUACAACUAAUACUACUACUGCUAAUAACAAUUAUACUAAUACUACCACUACUACUACUACUAAUAAUACACCUACUACUAAUAAUAAUGAUUAUGAUAAUAGUAAUAUUUAAUACUAGACAGUUCCUGAAGAGUGUGGUUAUGGUUAGGGUGAGGGUUACAACGAGAGUU
Messenger RNA from Anguilla anguilla (European eel), 1607 nucleotides. RefSeq names its product src substrate cortactin-like. Gene Ontology annotation, molecular function: actin filament binding. The transcript is spliced from 14 exons. Gene Ontology annotation, biological process: regulation of actin filament polymerization. The record is from RefSeq and is a predicted model, not a curated record. Gene Ontology annotation, cellular component: plasma membrane; actin filament; cortical actin cytoskeleton. Bases 184 to 1446 code for a protein of 420 amino acids. NCBI's taxonomy places the organism in Eukaryota, Metazoa, Chordata, Actinopteri, Anguilliformes, Anguillidae.